CAAAUAUUGAUAUGCAUAUCUAUUGUAUACUUAUUGUACAACCCAAAACUUAUUUCUCAUACCAUUAGUACGCUUUUAAUCGUCGAGACAGGCCUGACUUGUACUUAUUUUCAAGACAAAUUUAAGGAUCAAUUUGUUAAUAAUCAUGUAAUUGCUCAAUAUAGCAUACCCAUUCAUAAAGCAAGUAAGAAAUUACAAACGAAAAUAAAGAAACAUAUGGAUUUAGAAAAAUCUGCUGCCAAAUUUGCUCAUGUAUUGACUUCAGUUGGAAUUUUAACUUUUAUGCCGUUUAUAGGAGACGAAUAUGAUAUAACUAUUUCGAUACGAUUAAUGACAGAUUAUAGUGAUGGAUUUAUUCGACAAUUGCUGUAUUGGUAUGAUAUUUAUAUCAUAAAUCUAUUUGGAUACUACGCAUUAGAGUUCCCACUUAUAUUAAUUAAAAGGAAUAGAGUGAUUUAUUAUCAGUACAUGAUCUUAAAUGAAAUGAUAGAAAAUUUAAAAUACGAGUUUAAUUUUGAGCUCAAUUAUAAAAAUAUUAUUGAUUGCAUUAAAAGUCAUAUUAAUUUAACAAUAUUGUCCGAACACCUUUUAAUAAGCAAUUCAAAAUUUGGGACUGUAUUACCAAUAUUACUUGCAGAAACUGUUUUUUUACAAAUUUCGUCGGUAUAUUUCAUUUUAGCGGAAAUCAGUCCCAGAAGCAAUUUCAGAUUCAUUGUGACUUUAAUAUUUACAUUUUACAUUACUGGAAAAUUUAUUCAAUCUGGACAAGAAAUUAAAGACGCAUCUGAACAAAUAUGUCAAACCAUUUAUAAUACUGAUUGGUACAAAUGGGAUGAUCCUAGCAAAAAAGCCUUACUGAUGAUGUUAAGACAAUGUGCUAGACCUGUCUCUUUUUCGGUGUUUAAAGCUAUAGAUUUGGAUUAUAAGUUGGUACCAUCAGUAAGUAUACAACUAUUUUACAAAAGAGUACAAAAAACUCUGAUAUUUUCAAUAAAUCAAAUAAAGUAA
Messenger RNA from Psylliodes chrysocephalus, 1008 nucleotides. Lineage: Eukaryota; Metazoa; Arthropoda; Insecta; Coleoptera; Chrysomelidae. The record is from the annotation of a GenBank genome assembly.